Messenger RNA from Chenopodium quinoa (quinoa), 1433 nucleotides. RefSeq names its product ethylene-responsive transcription factor ERF113-like. Gene Ontology annotation, molecular function: DNA-binding transcription factor activity; DNA binding. The record is from RefSeq and is a predicted model, not a curated record. Bases 98 to 1216 code for a protein of 372 amino acids. The transcript is spliced from 2 exons. Gene Ontology annotation, biological process: ethylene-activated signaling pathway; regulation of DNA-templated transcription. Lineage: Eukaryota; Viridiplantae; Streptophyta; Magnoliopsida; Caryophyllales; Amaranthaceae.
UAAAACCGUCAAAAUUAUCUAGAAGUUUAGAAUUAUAUUCAGCAGUAGUAUUAAAUAUUAAACACAAAGUUAAUUAAAUUAAACCCUUUGUUAAUUAAUGUGUGUAUAUUUCUCAGAAGAAAAAAAGGUGGCGAAAAGAAGCAAAAGAAAUAAAGAUGGUAACUCUGAAGAAACAACAAGUAUUAUUAAAAUGAGUAAUAAUACAAGUAGCUCAAUUGAAGAAGAAGAAGGAAUGAAUAUGAUGAUGAAAGAGAUAUUAAGUCCAAUGAUACCGGGUUUUAGUAGGGAAAGAGAAAUGCAUGAGAUGGUUUCUGCUCUUACUCAUGUUGUUUCUGGUGCUGCUUCGAUGAGUAAUGAUUAUUAUAGCCUGUGGUUGUCGUCGUCGUCGUCGUCGGGUUUUGGGGUGAAGAGAAGGCAUGGAGAUGAAGAGGGUGGAUCAUAUUUGGGUGUUGAAGGAGAUGGACGAAGUUUGGUUUCUUCUUCCUAUAAUCCAUAUCUUCCACUAAAAGAGGGACCAACAACAACAACUGCAACAUUCACAUACACUCAUCAAAAUCCCAUUAAAAACGAAGGCACCAACAUUACAUCACAACAACAAGUUGGAACAGAGCCAAGUAGAAGAAAAUACAGGGGAGUUAGACAAAGGCCUUGGGGCAAGUGGGCAGCUGAAAUUAGGGACCCUUACAAAGCUGCCCGUGUUUGGUUAGGCACUUUCGACACUGCUGAGGCUGCUGCCCGAGCUUACGACGAAGCUGCCCUUAAAUUUAGAGGAAGCAAAGCCAAACUCAAUUUCCCUGAAAAUGUCACUUUUCAGCAUACUCCGGCGAAUAUUCCGGCGACCCAUUUCACCAUUUCCAAUUCUCCGGCAACCCUUUUUGCUGCUCCUAGAAAUUCCGAAGAGUUAGUGCAAAAUCAACCAUUGGAGUUUUUACAAGAAACAGAGGAUUACAAAGAUUAUAUUGAUUAUUCAAGAUUAAUUAGUGGUUCAUUUGAUUCUAAUGAAGGUGAUUAUAGGUCAUUAAGUUUAUUAGAUCAAAUGUUAAUGUCUUCUUCUUUGUCUUCUCCUCCGCUUCCGCCGCAACAACAGGGUGGUUCCUCUGUUUCAUUACCUUCUUCAUCAAUGUCAACCUCACCAUUAGCAUAUCCUACUGAUGAGAUUCUUCCACGUGGAAGUCAAAGGAAGAUGAAGGAGUCUAAGGAUUUAUCAUAUAAUUAGUAUGUUCAAUUAUAGUAGACUAUAGAGUGUAGAAGUGUUGUAGUAGUUUGUAUUGUAUUUGUGCUUUGGCUCUGUUUUCCCCUGUUUCUUUCUUUUUUGGGGGCUUUUUUAGGUUUGACUUUGAUUAACUCAUGGUCAAAUAUGGAAUUAUUUUCAUGUUUUUUUUUUUCUUGUAAUACAUAAUUAAAUACUUAAUACACUAGUAGUUUUAAAUUGA